Pestalotiopsis fici W106-1 is the source of this 4044-nucleotide messenger RNA. RefSeq lists its product as uncharacterized. The transcript has a single exon. The record is from RefSeq and is a predicted model, not a curated record. Bases 1 to 4044 code for a protein of 1347 amino acids. Lineage: Eukaryota; Fungi; Ascomycota; Sordariomycetes; Amphisphaeriales; Sporocadaceae. Gene Ontology annotation, molecular function: ATPase-coupled monoatomic cation transmembrane transporter activity; ATP hydrolysis activity; P-type ion transporter activity. Gene Ontology annotation, cellular component: membrane. Gene Ontology annotation, biological process: intracellular calcium ion homeostasis.
AUGGACGGUUACAAUGAGCGUCGGAAUCCGUCCCGAUCCCGAUCGCGGUCGCGUCCGGCGAAUGGGCGCAGGACAUUAUACCGAAUGAGCUCCAACCAUAGCAGCCAGAGCGUGUUUGAAGAUGUCGAGAUGGCCCAGGACGAACUCUUUUCUGGUCCCGUCGCCGAGAGUCUGCCUACGAGCGUGUCAGCCUUUGCGCAUCGCCGCGGCCGUGCCGACUCCACUGCCAGCUUUACGUACUACAACGAAGAAGAGGAAGAGCCUCAAAUCUACGACGAGGACGGGCGUCCCCUGUACGAAGACGACGGUUCUGUUGCCGUAGACUUGGAUGAUAUCCCAUUUGGUGUUGAAACGAUUGAAGAUGACGAGAGCGCAGUGGUUGAAUUGGAAAAUGGCCACUCCCAUGAUGAUUACUCCAUGCAUCGGAGAUCCUCGACCAUUUCUCGGAAUUCGGUUCAUGCUAGACUUCUUCGAACAGACAGCGGUCGGACAGACGUGAGCGGGCAUGGAAUGCCUGGUCGUAUCAGCCAAAAGCUAUACAUGGUCAAUGAAGAUCUCACCAUUGUCAUUGCCGGCUUCCGAACGAGUCGCAUUGGAUUCGCUGCCUAUGUGUUCCUGUGCGUCACGACCCUCGGCCUAGCAUAUCUGCUACUACGAUGGCUUCCGCGCUGGCAGGUCAAGCUCAUAGGAGAGCCUUGCCCUCUGAAUGACUGCCAAUGGGUAGUCCUCGAGAACCAGUGGGGCGAAAUGUCCAUACUUCCCGUCUCCGCGCAGCCGUACGAUCGACCAAUGUCCACCGUCUUUGGAGCACCCGAAAAGUUGUUUGCCCAGAUGCUCGAAGAGGAUGCCGAUCCGAUCCUGUCAGACCUCCGCGUACUCAACUAUCGCUAUGUUCGUCUAUACUUUCAUCCGUUAAAGGACAAGUUUGUGAUAUGCAGUGGCUGGAAAGACCCAAACUGGACACACAUACGCACACUUCGUGCUGGAAUAGAUGGCGAAGAAAAGGAACAAAGAGAGCACGUCUUUGGAUCAAACUUGAUCGAUAUCGAGCAAAAGUCGUCGUUUCAACUACUUGUUGAUGAGGUGUUUCAUCCCUUUUACGUAUUCCAAAUAGCCAGUCUGGUUCUUUGGUCAAUGGACGAGUACUACUACUAUGCGGUCUGCAUCUUUGUCAUGUCAGCCGGUAGUAUAAUUGCUACCCUCAUCGAGACACGUUCUACAAUGAAGCGAUUGCGCGAGAUCUCGCGCUUCGAAUGCGACGUGCGUGUCUUGCGAAACGGGUUCUGGGCCAAUGUUUCUUCGAGCGAUCUGGUCCCUGGCGACGUCUACGAAAUCAGCGACCCAAAUCUGGCACAAUUCCCCAGCGACAGUCUGCUAUUGAGUGGAGACUGUAUCGUCAAUGAGAGUAUGCUGACGGGCGAGUCUGUACCUGUUUCCAAGGUCCCUGCUACGGACGAGAGUCUCAGCGUUAUGAACCUGGGAGCCGCGUCCGUCUCACCCGAGACAGCACGCCAUUUCUUGUUCUGUGGUACCAAGAUCAUCCGAGCCAGGCGACCUCAAGAUAACGGAGAGGAUGAAGGAGUGGCAUUGGCCAUGGUGGUCAGGACUGGAUUCAACACCACAAAAGGCUCCCUUGUCCGGUCCAUGCUGUUCCCCAAACCUUCGGGAUUCAAGUUCUAUCGCGAUUCCUUCCGGUACAUUGCCGUCAUGGGCUGUAUUGCAUUACUCGGCUUUGUCGUAUCCUUUAUCAACUUUAUCCGACUUGGACUGGCCUGGCAUUUGAUUGUGGUUCGGGCGCUCGAUUUAAUCACCAUUGUCGUUCCUCCAGCCCUGCCAGCAACCCUGACCAUUGGAACAAACUUUGCAUUGAGCCGACUGCGAAAGAAGCAGAUAUUCUGCAUCAGCCCACAAAGGGUAAACGUGGGUGGCAAGCUCGAUGUCAUGUGUUUUGACAAGACUGGCACCUUGACCGAGGAAGGUCUCGAUGUUUUGGGAGUACGACUGGUUUCCCACACGACCAAGCGGUUCGACGAACUCGUCGCAAAGGCUUCUUCUCUUGUGAAGCCGUCCAACUAUGAGACCACUCCAGACAAUAUCAAAGACACUAGUCGUGCUGCGCUCUUUACCAUGGCAACGUGUCAUUCGCUACGAUCCGUCGAUGGUGAAUUAGUGGGCGACCCACUGGAUCUCAAAAUGUUUGAAUUUACCGAGUGGACAUUUGAGGAAGGUAGACAAGAGGGUGCCGGCGAGCAGGAGAAUGAAGAGCAAGGUGGUCUUUCCCCUUCUGUUGCGCGCCCCCCUCCCCUGGCCCUGUACGAUACGGAUCAAUUCGGUACUGCUCAAGGACGAAACACUUCGGUGGAACUCGGAGUCUUGAAGUCUUUCGAGUUCGUGUCCCAUUUGCGUCGUGCCAGCGUCCUCGUGAGAGCAUUCGGCCAGCAGAGCGCUGAUGUCUACGUCAAAGGCGCUCCAGAGUGUAUGCGAGAAAUUUGUCGAGCUGACUCGUUCCCCGAGGACUAUGACGAGCUUCUUUCCUAUUACACCCACAAGGGAUAUCGUGUCAUUGCCUGCGCAACCAAGCACCUCAAGAAGUUGUCCUGGGUCAAGAGUCAAAAGAUGAAACGUCAGGAUGUCGAAUCCGAUCUCGAUUUUGUUGGCUUCAUUGUGUUUGAGAACAAGCUCAAGCCCACGACGGCUGGUGUGCUCAAGGAGCUUCAUGAGUCCAAUAUUGGAUCCGUCAUGGUGACUGGUGACAAUAUUCUCACCGCCAUAAGCGUUUCGCGAAAUUGUGGCCUCAUUGACAAGAAUGCCCACUGCUUCGUGCCGCACUUUGUGGAAGGGCAUUUCCAAGAUCCCAAUGCUGAUCUCCACUGGGAAAGCAUCGAUGCUCCCGACCUCAAGUUGGACAAACGGACGCUUUUGCCGCUCCCGGUUCCUGCCGAGCGGGACGCGUCGUUGCCCUAUGAUAUCACAAACCUAAGCAAUUAUUCAAUUGCAGUAACGGGCGACGUCUUUCGUUGGGUUAUUGAUUAUGCCCCAACAGAAACACUGCAUCGCAUGUUGAUCAAGGGACGCAUCUUUGCACGCAUGUCGCCUGAUGAAAAGCACGAAUUGGUAGAAAAGCUUCAGAGUAUUGGUUACUGUGCUGGCUUCUGUGGUGACGGCGCCAAUGACUGUGGCGCUCUCAAGGCAGCUGACGUUGGCAUCUCCCUUUCCGAGGCAGAAGCGUCAGUGGCGGCGCCCUUUACAUCGCGGGUAUUUGAUAUCCGCUGCGUCCCGGAUGUUAUUCGUGAAGGACGAGCCGCUCUCGUCACGAGUUUCAGCUGCUUCAAGUUCAUGUCGCUUUAUUCGGCCAUCCAGUUCACGUCUGUGAGCUUCUUGUAUGCCUCGGCGUCGAAUCUUGGCGACUUUCAAUUCCUGUUCAUUGACGUGUUACUCAUUCUUCCCAUUGCCGUCUUCAUGGGCUGGUCCGGCCCAUAUCCAGUCUUGAGCCGCAAGAGACCUACUGCGGAUCUCGUUUCACGCAAAGUCCUGACACCCUUGCUGGGCCAGAUCCUCAUUUGUAUCCUGAUACAGGCAACAGCUUUCCUACUCGUCAGGGAGCAAGACUGGUUCAUCCCACCACACGUCAACCCAAACAAGUCCAACAUUAAGAACUCGGAGAACACUGCGCUCUUUCUCGUUUCAUGCUUCGAGUACACUUUCAUCGGCAUCGUGCUCUCUGCUGGCAAGCCCUUUAGACAACCCAUGUGGCAGAAUUACCCCUUUGUGGCAACAAUUAUUGCCGCCCUGGCCAUCAACACGUACAUGGUUCUGGCGCCCUCGCACAGCAUCAAGCAUCUCAUGCAGCUGACCAAUAUUUCCCCGAGCUUUAAAAUGACGCUGCUCGUGCUGGGACUUGCGUACUUUGUCCUGUCCUGGACUGCCGAGAUUUACGUCUUUCAAGGACUGGCGAGGUGGAUUGGCAAGGCCAAGCUGAGGAUCAUGAAGACGCCAAAGCAGCGAAAGGAGUACAAGGUUAUUGCCGAGAGAAUGAGGACCUGA